AUGUCGUCGCCUGGGUGGUCGAUCCGAGAUGUUCUGGCCGCGGUCCUCGUCGUGGUGUGCUUCGCCUUCGCCUGGCUCAUCUCUUUAGGACCGAACCUGUUUGUCUACCACUAUCCGGACAGGGAGUAUGCGCUGGAACAGCUCGCGAAGAACAAGAACGGCGGCCCUCUGGGUGACUCCUUCUUAGCGGACGAGUCCGCUACGUACUGGGGCCCGCGCUGGAUGUGGUUCGGCCCUCACGUCUUCUCGGCGAUCCUCUGGUGGAACCUUUCCUGGGUGCAGCUCAUCAAGUGGAUCCGGGCAAAGCAUCUGUGGAUCCAUCGCUGGAAUGGCAGGCUCCAGGCGACCUGCAUGCUGGGCCAGAUCAUCACUGGCAUCGGCCUGGCAACCGGCUCCCCCACACCCGGCAUCAAGAUGCUCAGCAUUGCUUAUGGCCUUGCCAUGGCCUACGUCCUCGCGCAGACCAUCUACUACGUCAGGAAGAAGGACAUCGUCCGGCACAAGUACUGGGCCACAAAACUGUUCGGCUACUCCCAGGCAAUUGCCCUGCAGCGGAUUUAUCUUGUCGCCUUCGUCGUGCUGACACUCGCCGACGACGAGAACUCGCCGUACAACGCCAUCACGCCUUCCUCGACCCUUGCUCAGCGCAAUGCCGAGUCCAAGGAGAUCUUCAAUGACUCCUUCACGAUGUGCAUCUUUACGGCCAUCGUCUUGACAGAGUGGUACCAGGCAGCUGACCACGAUGAGCUUCUGGAGUAUCGGGCCAAGGAGGCGAAGAUGAAGCUCCCCUUGGAGCAGCCAUUGGUGCGUUGA
Messenger RNA from Symbiodinium natans, 813 nucleotides. NCBI's taxonomy places the organism in Eukaryota, Dinophyceae, Suessiales, Symbiodiniaceae. The record is from the annotation of a GenBank genome assembly.